GACAGAGGGACGAGUGUUUCUUCCAGUUUGUAGUCGCCAUUACAGUUUAACGACGCUUGAUUUCUCGAUAAAAGUAUCGAGUUAAAUGUAAUAAUAUAUUUUAUAAAGUAUUAAUUGGAUUUUGAUUGUCUUUGGGAAAUGAGUGAUAUGGAGAGGAGUGGAAGUCGGAGUGCAAGUCCGAGAAGAGCACGCACAGCAGAGGGCAUCAGGGAUUCGCGUUCACGUUCACGAUCAAGGAAAUCUCGCGAGAGGAAGGAAGCUCACAGGCCAAUGAAGGAGUACUCGAGGUCCCGCAGUCGUUCCCCAUCGCGAGGAAGAAAAAAUUAUCGUGCCAACAAGUAUGGUGGUGGCGGUGGUGGUGGUCAUCGGAGUCGCAGCCGGAGUCGAUCGCCGUACAGAGCAUCACGCUAUUCACGCAGCAGGUCUCGAUCUUACUCACGCUCGCGUUAUUCGCGCGAUGAAGACAGAAAUCUAUAUCGUUCACACUCUCGCAGUCCUAUGUCAUCUAGAAGACGUCACGUUGGAAACCGAGAUAACCCCUGCCCAUCCAGUUGCCUGGGAGUCUUUGGCCUGUCCAUUUGCACCACGGAGGAACAGAUCUACCACAUCUUCUCCAAGUACGGUCCAGUAAAGCGUGUCAUAGUCGUGAUCGAUGCCAAGACACGAAGAUCGAGGGGAUUUAGUUUCGUUUAUUUCGAAUCACCGGAGGAUGCUAAAGUUGCCAAGGAACAGUGCACGGGAAUGGAAAUCGAUGGUAGACGUAUAAGAGUUGAUUUUUCCAUCACUCAAAGGGCGCACACACCAACACCUGGUAUCUACAUGGGAAAACCUACGCAUCUCAAUGAACGUGAAUUUUCCGGUUCCAGACGCAGAGAGAAUAGUAACAGAGGAAGUUAUCGUCGUUCGCCGAGUCCUUAUUAUAGAAAACGCUCUCGUUACGAUAGGUCAAGGACUCCUUCUUAUUCACCACAAAUAAACGCUGUAAAAUUUGAGAGAAGAGAUUACCGAUAAAUUUUUAGUUUUAUAUUAAAUAACAUCGAGAGACUACCGAUAUAUUAUUAACGUUAUUGAACGUUGAGAACUAUUUCGAAAAUUUUGUUUUCUUUUUCCUUUUUUUUUGCAAAAUUGCUAGACUUAGAAUUUAUAGUGAUCUGGUUAUUUUUUUCUUUUUUUUUUAAUCGUAUUAUAUUUUUGUAAACUGUCGGCAUUAAAAUGGGUCAUUAAUGAAAAAAAAAAAACCGUCAAGUGUGUGAAUAAACGAGAGUGCGAUACAGGAGCAUCAAGAUAUACGGUAGUUGCUAAGUACCCAAUAACCUGGAUCAAACAAUCAUAGUCUUUGUUGCUUAAUGAAUUUCAGGUCGGUAUUAAGUGACACGAGUGUGGUACGAGAAGCCAGAUGGGUUGUGGGAGCCAUUUGUGUGACUUGACCCUAUGACCCUUUUUCUUCUAACUAUAUUAUAAGGGUCAAAAACGUUCAAAUAACUACAUUUAAAAUUGUCGCUAUUCUCACCUUACCUACUUUAUGGUGCAUAGUGUACUUUAUGUUUAUUAGCAUGAUAUUUAAUACUUUUUCCAAAAAGAAAAGUAACUUUUUUCAAUUAAUUGACAAAUAGAAAACAAAACAAAAAAUAUGGGAACAAGAAAGAAUUUUUUUCUGGCACUAAAAAUAGGAAGGUUAGAAUGGAUGUUAAAGCCUUAUGUUCAUUCAUAAAAAAUUUUGAAAACUUUGCGAGUUUGAAAAUAAGGCUUGUGAUAUUGUAAACGUAAAAUGAAAACCACGAUGUAAAGGUUGGAAUACAAUUUUGAUUGCUUUUUUUGUCUUCUCUUGCUUCCUAAAAAAUAGUUUUCUGCUUCACUUUUGUAUUCCAGUCAAAUUAAUUUAGUUGGGUACUGAUUCUCUUUUUUGUAAAUGUUUAUUUUCAACAACCCUUUAAAAAGUACCUAAAAAAUUGAUAUUGAUAUAUUAAAAAAAAGCAAAAAAAAAAAACAAAAUCAUAAUAAUAUUAAAUUAUUUAAAGCGAUAAAUAAACAAAUGAAAAUGCAGAAAAUAAAAUGUACGUUCUCUAACAUGUUUGUUUGUUUAUAAGGUUUUGAAUCAAGAGGUAUUGGAUGAUAGAGGGAAGUUUGAAGUUUCACUCUGAAAAGUAUGAAAAUUUUGCAAAGAAAAAAUCGAAGACAAGAUUUCUCUCUCAAGAUGUUUCUCAUUCAAGAAACGAAGGUUUUUCGCGCUUGUGACAAAGAAUAUGAUCCAAUCCCAUUCAUUUUGCGGCUGAAAAUAUAUUGUCUCAAGCAUUUGAAGAACUACGAGUGCAAUAAUAAUGCAAAAAAACUUCAAGAAAAUAUAAGAAAAUAUCGUUGGGCAACGAGCCCCUAAGCCGGACAAGUCAGUGGUUUGGGGGUGAAACAGAUCGAACAUUUAUAUGAAAAUUUUCAAGAAAAAAACGUCGGAAUUGAAUUAUUUUUUUUUAAAUUAAGUUCAUGUUUUUUUUCUGCUUCUUCUUUCAAUAAACAGGGGUGAGUUUUAAUAGUGCUCGCAAAUUUAUAAUGAUCAUAUUCUUUCUCCGAUAAUUUUAUAUACCUAUCACCGGUGAAUAGCUUUCUGCUAAAAAAAAAUAAGAAAAUAAAAAUGUUCCAUAGUUUCUUAUCCUCACCUCAUCCCUCCACCAUCCUACCUCCAUAUUUCGAUUAUAGUGGCGUAAUUGAAACAUCUUAAUUAUUAUUGAAUUUAUCUGUUUUUACUAAAUCUUCAAUAAAAUCUUAUUUGGUUAUAGCAAA
Messenger RNA from Leptopilina heterotoma, 2775 nucleotides. RefSeq names its product transformer-2 protein homolog beta-like. The record is from RefSeq and is a predicted model, not a curated record. The coding region runs from base 139 to 1011 and encodes 290 amino acids. Gene Ontology annotation, molecular function: RNA binding. Gene Ontology annotation, cellular component: spliceosomal complex. The transcript has 5 exons. NCBI's taxonomy places the organism in Eukaryota, Metazoa, Arthropoda, Insecta, Hymenoptera, Figitidae. Gene Ontology annotation, biological process: positive regulation of mRNA splicing, via spliceosome.